AUGGAGUCGCCCUCGUUCAAGAUCCUCCAUCGCUGCGCUGCUGUAUGCAAUGAUGCCUCUUUUGAGAGCUCGCCAGAGAAUAUGGAGAAGCCCGUGUGGGACCGCACGUGUGUGAACGGCAAUGCUAGCGACCAUGGAAUAUUCAAGUUCACUGUGCUGGCUGGAGAGGACGUUGUGAAGGAUCUCCGAUCAACUUAUAGGAUCUCUGGAGACGGCACUGAGCACCCUGGACGCGUACCGUUCAACUCGAAAUACAAGUUUGCUGCUAGUCUGUGCAUCAAUCCGGACAAGGCUGGGAUCAUCGAAUUCAUGAAGGGCGCCCCUGAGCAAGUCUUUGACCGCUGCUCUCACAUUAUUGAGAACGGCAAACGGGUCCCGAUCACACCAAAACACAAGAAGGCUUUCUCCGAGGCUAAUCUGCAUCUGGCUAGUUUGGGCGAGCGCGUCUUGGGAUUUGCCGAGCUGGAGCUGAACCCCGACAAGUACCACGAGGAAUUCAAGUGGAACACUGAGGACUUCAACUUCCCUUUGGAGGGCCUCACCUUCUUGGGAGUCAUCUCUCUGGUCGACCCGCCGAGGUCGGGCGUGCCACAAGCAGUUGCCAAAUGCCAUGGGGCUGGCAUUCAGGUUAUUAUGGUCACAGGAGAUCAGCCGGCCACAGCGAAAGCCAUCGCUAAGCAGGUUGGUAUUAUUAAAUCUAAAACGGCUGAUGAAAUUGCGGCGGAGCGAAACUGUGACAUCAAGGACGUGCCUCUGGAAGAUGUUAAUGCCGUCGUCAUUCAUGGCGAUCAGUUGAAGGGGAUGACGGACGAGGAUUUGAAGUUCGUGUUGUCGCACUAUAGGGACAUUGUUUUCGCGAGGACAACGCCGACCCAGAAGCUCAGAAUCGCCGAGACUCAGAAGGAGCUCGGAAAGGUGACGGCCAUGACCGGCGAUGGC
Perkinsus marinus ATCC 50983 is the source of this 939-nucleotide messenger RNA. Its product is annotated as na+/k+ ATPase alpha subunit, putative. The transcript has 9 exons. Gene Ontology annotation, molecular function: P-type sodium:potassium-exchanging transporter activity; nucleotide binding. Lineage: Eukaryota; Perkinsozoa; Perkinsida; Perkinsidae. The record is from RefSeq and is a predicted model, not a curated record. The annotation marks the transcript as partial. Gene Ontology annotation, biological process: sodium ion export across plasma membrane; intracellular potassium ion homeostasis; intracellular sodium ion homeostasis.